AUGGAAACUUUUGGGGCUAAUUUUGAGGUCGACUGGGGCUCUAUCAGUGGAAUGUACUUCUCUGAAGAGUCUGACCUCUUGGCUCAACGGCUCGAUAAGUGUUCAUUGCCAGCCGAGCUAUAUGGAGGCUCGCAUUUCGCAUUGCAUUCCGCAUAUCUGCCGACCUUUGAAUCUGUGAACCUAUCAGGGGUUGAUGGAAGUUCAUUCUGUUCUUCUGAUACUCUCUAUCCGAAUUCACAUUCUUCUUCUCCACAUGAUGAAUUUCAUAACAGUGUUGUUAGUAGCGUUCAUUUCCCUAGUUCAGGUCAUAGCAACUACUAUUUGAGUGACUUGAAUCCAAUUCUGGCCACUAGGAGUAGCUCCCUGUGCAAUGAACUUUCCAUGAGCAAUGUGAGACAAACAGAUUCUCAUCUCAUUGAAGGGGACGAUUCACCAAACCGAGAAAUGAGCGAAGUUGUUGAGUCUCAUGGGAGCCCCCGAGAAAUGGCUUUUAUGGAGAACCCUCUGCAGCUCAAAUGGGGGUCUGAGAUUCCACCAGUGAUAUCAACUGCGAAAGAUGAUAUGGAUGAUUCAAAUGACAGUUCUAGGAAAAGAUCUCGGAGCCUAGGAGAGAGAAACAAGAGAAGCGUAAGGUUAAGGAAAGACCUGAAACUUGAUUUUCCAAGCAAAAGCCAUGAAGAAGCUAAGGUUCGGCCUGCUGGGCAGAGCUUGAGUACUUGCUUCUCAGAGGAUGAUUCUAGCUCUUCUCUGGAGCUGAACAGAGGAGCUACUUCAAAUUUGACUCCAAAUGAAACUGCAUCUCUCAGUCCUAAUGGCAAAACCCGAGCCAGCAGGGGCUCGGCGACAGAUCCGCAGUCUCUCUAUGCAAGAAAAAGAAGAGAACGGAUAAAUGAGCGCCUCAGAAUCCUACAGAACCUUGUUCCAAAUGGAUCUAAGGUUGACAUUAGCACAAUGCUUGAAGAAGCUGUUCACUACGUCAAGUUUCUACAGCUGCAAAUAAAGCUCUUGAGUUCUGAUGACUUGUGGAUGUAUGCACCGAUUGCGUAUAACGGAAUUGACAUUGGACUCGAUUUGAAGUUAAGUCAAUCUUGCUCACUGUAAAGUAAAGGAAGAGGUUAUCGUGCAAAUAAAAUUACCAUGAAAAGCAGGAAUCGCUGUCCGUCUGCUAUAAGGCAAUCGCUUAAUAUUGUUGAAGGACCAAUCUCACUUACUGGUUCUGAGAUUUGUUGAUGGACGACUUGCUGGCAGUGAUUAUCAAGGGUGAUCAUAUAAAUUCAUCUCAGCCUUCUCUCCUCCAUAAAUGCCAAGUAUCUGCCUCAAAAAGCUAUAUGUUUCUGCUAGGAGACCAAUUCAAUGUCUCGUGUAAAGUUGCUAGUUGAGAAGGAAAGACCCAUGUAUUA
Messenger RNA from Syzygium oleosum, 1400 nucleotides. Its product is annotated as transcription factor bHLH84-like. Gene Ontology annotation, molecular function: DNA-binding transcription factor activity; protein dimerization activity. The record is from RefSeq and is a predicted model, not a curated record. Gene Ontology annotation, biological process: regulation of DNA-templated transcription. The coding region runs from base 1 to 1101 and encodes 366 amino acids. The transcript has 5 exons. NCBI's taxonomy places the organism in Eukaryota, Viridiplantae, Streptophyta, Magnoliopsida, Myrtales, Myrtaceae.